AUUUCCUAUAAGCAAAGCUCUCGCACUCGUGCUCACUUCGGUCACUCUCUCUUUCUUACACUCACUGCUUACACAAUUUACGGGUGUGUCCAACGGAUGUUAGUAUUGUUGUUGCAAAUAAACCGGUUAAUGUCUGCCAAAAGCCAAAAAUGCCAAAAGCCAACACACAGAUUAACUGAGAGCGCCACCCAACACCCAGGGAGGUGCGCUCGCGAGCUUAUACAAAUGUGUGAAACACACACAUAUUGCCGAACAACCGCAACCAACGCGAUAUGCCGCAUAGCGUCUACGCUCUCCCAUUUCGAGUGCGAGUCACCAAGCUUUGCCAAGUCGCUAGGCAGCAACGUACAGCGAACGUCACCGGCCGCAUCAGUCGACAUCAAAUGAUGAAACUGUGCUCAUCUCGCAGCAACUCCACACUGUUGAAUGUUGUGAUCGAUCAACGACUUAGAAUUGACACCUGUCGAUAUCUAAUGGAAAUACAAUCGCGUCGUCUAGCGGGAGAAUAGAACUAAAUUCUAAACUAACAUAAAAGGU
Molecule: messenger RNA, 537 nt
Organism: Zeugodacus cucurbitae (melon fly)
Lineage: Eukaryota; Metazoa; Arthropoda; Insecta; Diptera; Tephritidae
Exons: 1
Coding region: 273-509 (78 amino acids)
Source: RefSeq, a predicted model, not a curated record